Larimichthys crocea (large yellow croaker) is the source of this 3124-nucleotide messenger RNA. It is a transcript of the gene nt5m, whose product is annotated as 5',3'-nucleotidase, mitochondrial. The coding region runs from base 627 to 1313 and encodes 228 amino acids. The transcript has 5 exons. Gene Ontology annotation, molecular function: 5'-nucleotidase activity. Gene Ontology annotation, biological process: pyrimidine deoxyribonucleotide catabolic process. Gene Ontology annotation, cellular component: mitochondrion. Lineage: Eukaryota; Metazoa; Chordata; Actinopteri; Sciaenidae. The record is from RefSeq and is a predicted model, not a curated record.
AAGACAUUUAUUUGGUACGUUUACAAAUAACAUCCACUUUAUAUACAUGCAUGUACUGGCUGUUGCCCCUCACAGGCUGACAACAACAACAGAGUGAGACAUCCUCAUAAAACAUCUUUGCUGCGAAGCUGCCUGCAGUACAGUGUGUCCUCACCGCUCAGACUCUCUCCUUGUUGCUGCAGUGCCAGCUGUGUAGCCACUGCUACUGCAUGUAGUUGAGGUUGCUGCAGCAGCAGCCACUGUCACAAACGCUGUUGGUUUGAGAAAGGCUGUAGGUAACACACCCUGACAAAUGAUGAAAACAGCACCCAGUACACUCCUGUGGCCAAAGGCAUGUCACAUUUGACCUGUCCGCCGUGCGGCUAGCCUGUCAGCUAAAGAUAGCUACCGGCCGUUAACGUUAGCUCAACUGCAGCUGAGCUUCCUGAGCCGAGACAGAGCCAGAAUGAGAAACUUCAACUAAGACAACACACAACACGACCAGUGUCGACGACAGAGUUUAACUGUCGCAGUGUUUGGGGAAAACUUCUCGAGUCUCAUGCGGACUUUAUCCACAGUUUAUCCAGCCGUCGUGUGGACAGGGUUAACGGUUACUGCAGCGGGUACUCGGUCAAAAGUCAGCAGCAAUGUUACUGUCCUGUACCGCACGCCUACUCGGAAGAAGGACUUUGCUCCGUGAUCCGUUUAAGAGGAUGUCCGUAAGCAUGUCGUCCUCCUGCGCUUCGGGUAAGAGACUGCGGGUUCUGGUUGACAUGGACGGGGUCCUGGCGGACUUCGAAGGGGGGUUCCUGAAGAAGUACCGCGCCAGGUAUCCGGACGAGCCCUACAUCACCCUGGAGGACAGGAGGGGGUUCUGGGUGUCCACACAGUACGGGCGGCUGAGGAGUGACCUGUGUGAAAAAGCCAUUAGUAUCUGGGAGUCCAAGGACUUUUUCAUCGAACUGGAACCUCUACCAGGAGGAGUGGAGGCGGUCAAGGAGAUGGCCAAGAUGGAUAACACAGAUGUCUUUAUUUGCACCAGCCCUAUAAAGCAUUACAAACACUGCCCAUACGAGAAGUAUGCCUGGGUGGAGAAACAUUUAGGCUAUGACUUUCUGGAGCAGGUCAUCCUGACCAGAGACAAGACAUUAAUCAGCGGAGACGUCCUCAUAGACGACAAGCCUGACAUUCUAGGCGUGGAGGCCGAACCUACGUGGGAGCACAUCCUGUUCACCGCCUGCCACAACAAGCACCUUUCUGUUAGCCCCACCCAGAGACGACUCCUUUCCUGGUCGGACGACUGGAGGGCCAUGCUGGACAGCAAAAGGCAGUGAGGAGGCUCCUUCACCCACGGGCCACACGUCAUCGCUGCACAGUGGGUUGUCGAUGCAUCGGAGGUACCGCUCACAUUGCGGAGGCAAUGAAGGAGGGAAGGUAAAAUACAAAGAUGGGAGUGAUCAGCUGAAUAUCAAUAACAAUAAUAUACAAGUUGGAUGCUUCACACAAAGCAGACUCUUAAUGCACUCUAUUGGGAGAGCACAUUCACUUGUUUGACCACAUGGGGGCACUCUGGGACUGAGCGUGAAGUUGGAUUGACCACCACCACCAAUUUCACUGAAACAACAAACAGUUUAACACAGGGACAAAAUGAGUUUUUAAAAUGUACACGGUAAGUCUCAAAGGGCAGACUCUGCGUCUGCAUACUGUACGUUUUUUGGUUCUUAACGUGGACUUAUCAGUAGUUGACGGUGUUGUUUUGCAUCAAUGAGUCUAGACUGUAAUUUACUCACAACAACAGAGCACUCCAAUACACACUAACAUCUAACGUCUCUCAUUGGCACCGGUGAAUAUGUGCAAUACAUAAACACAGAGAAGUGGCCUGGACUUACACACAUUGUAACUGUUAUGUCCGGUCAUCAUCAUUUUACAUUGAACUUUUUAUUACUGUGCCGCCUUCAUAUACACAUAUGUACAGAGAUAUCUCCUUAAGGUUUUUAAAGACAUAAUAUGUUGGUGCUUUUUUUUUUUUUUUACUUAUUUCCUGUGUUUCACAAUGAUCUAUGCAUCUUAUCUAAUACACAGAUGAUUAAAAAAAAUACUUAGAAUUGCACACAUACAUAUGCAUGAUGCCAAAACCCUCACUAGGGUUGAAUAUAUUAGAAUAGCAGUCACUGAAAAACGUGUGCUGAAUAUGUUUAAGAUGUUGAAGGAAGAAAAUGUGUUGAGAUUGUUUAAAAAAUGAACAUAUGAUUAACCUCUAGAUGUAAGAAUGAACCAAAAUCCAAAAAAAGAGAUGAUUUAUAUUGUUAGUUAUAUUGUUUUUAAAUGUUCUACUUUCACACAGCCAUUCAAAUGUUUUAUUUUAUUCAUUUGUGGUUCAUUUUUGUGCAGUUUGCCUCUUGUAAACAUACCUCAGUGUAAAAAAAACAAAACAAAAACUCCAGGUUAAGCAUCUGUUUUGACUCUUCAUCACAUUUGUUUGAACAGUAGUCAUGAUUUGGGUCAUUUCAUUUUCAUUCAAACAAAUUCAUAACAAAUAUUUUCUCUCUAUUUUGGAUUGUUUACAUAAGCACAUUGCAUCAUCAAACCUCCUGACUGGCAGAGGACCUCCACAACACGUUAAAAUCUAUUUUAGCAUGAGAUUUGACAUUUGAAAACACAUUCAAACUGAAAAAGGUUAUCCACAGUAUACUCGUGUUUUACAUUAUUGACCCACAAAACUGCAUUUUUAUGUUUCAUACAAGAGCCGCAAACUCAUUACUGUUUUCAGUCUGAGGUGUAUUUGAGCAAGCAACUUCCUGUCAGGGUUUGCAUUGUUUUGGCUUCAUAGUCAAUUAUUGUGAAUCCAUUUUAGCUGUUUCUGGCCAGUCGCUCACAAAUUUUGCCGGUUGCUGCUAAUGUGCUUUUUGAAAAAGAAAGUGCUGAAUGCUGAACAUGUGUUAUGACAGAUGUACUUGGUGCUGAGUGCUGCGUUAUUGUGCCUGGUCUAAAUGUACACACUCAGACAUGCUCAUUUCUGUCCAUGAGUUGCUUAAAUGCUUUGUUUUAUUCCACCUCACUUAAAACACGCACAAAGGAAAGAAUAAUAGGAGGGCCGAGGACAUGUUUAUGGUCCUUUGUUGCAAUUAAAGGUGAAUUUUAUUUC